This is a messenger RNA of Trichogramma pretiosum, 1464 nucleotides long. Its product is annotated as leukocyte elastase inhibitor-like. The transcript has 9 exons. Gene Ontology annotation, molecular function: serine-type endopeptidase inhibitor activity. Bases 1 to 1464 code for a protein of 487 amino acids. The record is from RefSeq and is a predicted model, not a curated record. Lineage: Eukaryota; Metazoa; Arthropoda; Insecta; Hymenoptera; Trichogrammatidae.
AUGAAGUUCUCUGUUUUUAAACUAUUUUUAGUGCUAUUCUAUUCUUGCCAAGCUCAAGAUAUUUUAUUUCCUGAUAAAUUCCAGAGAAUUCAGGAACGAUAUCAGAACCACUAUCCACGACCAAAUCAGCCCUCACCACCUCAUCACCCACCGGUCUUUAAUCGACAACAAUGGCAGCCCUCACCGAUAUGGGCCCCGUUUCACGAUAAGUAUCCACCGUUUGAACAAAAGAAUGUUGGAACAAGUAGACCAUUCUUUGAAUCAUUUGAACAGUUUCGGGAUAUUUUGUCAAGAGGAACAACGCAAUUGACUUUGAACAUUGAUAAUAUAAUGGAAAAACAAUAUCCCAGAGACAACCUUGUUUUCUCACCUCUGAGCUUGCAAAUGUUACUUGCGACCAUUCUUUUGGCGUCCAAGGGACAAACUUUUGAUGAAAUCACCAAAAUUUUUAAUAUCAACAGUGGUAUAUUCAAAAAUUCGGAGAAUGAUUUCCACCAAAAUUUUGGAAAACUUAUCCAGCAAACGCUUUCUAGUACGAAUAAACUUGGAGCGCCGAAAUUUAACUUUGGAACAGGAGUGUUUGUAACGAGAAAUUCUCCUAUAGGCAAAUCUUUUACAUCAGCAAGUGAGAAGAUUUAUCAAGCUCAUGUUAAGAACAUUGAUUAUAGAUAUGAACCAGCUCGAAAUAUCAUCAAUGAUUGGGUGAAAUCUAAAACCGAAGGUCUAAUUCCAUCGUUUUUGGACGAACAACCAAGAGGCGAUACUAAAGCUAUCAUAGCAUCUGCUAUAUACUUUAAAGGAGAAUGGAAAGCUCGUUUACACACUAGUGACAUAAUGUGGCGAUUCAAAAUUUCAAACAAUGAAAUGAAAAAAGUGAAUGCGUUGGUAUCCGACGGAACUAUACCAUAUCGCUUUUUGGAGGAAAAAAGACUAAAAAUAGUUGCACUUCCAUACAAAAGUUCACAGGUUUCUAUGUACGUCAUUGUACCACAAAAACCAGGAAUAGAAGGUUUAAGAACGUUAAAGAAAGAAUUAACACCUGAAAUUAUCGAUGAUUUAAUUGGAAAAAUGAAAGAACAAUCCAUUCAACUUAUGCUACCAGCAAUGAACCUAUCUAGCACUGUGGAUUUGGAAAAUAUUCUAGGAGAAAUGGGUCUCUCAACGUUGACUGAUCCAAGCCGAGCUGAUUUGAGUGUUUUAACAUCUAACGAAGGCAUUCCUAUCGAUGUACUAAGAACAAACCGAAAUAUUAGGAAUCCAGGUAUAUUUUUCGAUAAAAUCGUUCAAAAAGUUAAAAUUGCUGUGACCGAAAAAGGCACUGAAGCUGCUGCUGCCACAGGCGCAUUAAUUGACCGAAUGUUCAUUCCCACCAUAAACGCUAAUCAACCGUUCUUAUUUUUUAUCAGAAACGACGAUACUAAAUCUAUAUUAUUUUACGGUAGUAUCAAAGAUCCUAAUCCUUAA